Bombus huntii is the source of this 16658-nucleotide messenger RNA. RefSeq lists its product as uncharacterized. Gene Ontology annotation, cellular component: plasma membrane. The record is from RefSeq and is a predicted model, not a curated record. Gene Ontology annotation, biological process: Ras protein signal transduction; positive regulation of GTPase activity. The coding region runs from base 2844 to 7514 and encodes 1556 amino acids. Gene Ontology annotation, molecular function: guanyl-nucleotide exchange factor activity. The transcript has 14 exons. Lineage: Eukaryota; Metazoa; Arthropoda; Insecta; Hymenoptera; Apidae.
UCGUGCGUUCACCCCGUGCCGCGACGACAACAGGGCGUCGUUCGUUCCGGAACGAGCGACGCUGCGUCGAGUUCGCUGGGGGUCCCGUCGCGAACUUUCCUGUCCUGAAUGAAGCUCCGUAUCCUCUCGGGCCGUCGUAUCAGUGGUCGGUCGUAUCAUUGAACGUUGUGGUGCGCGCGCGCUACGAGACAAGGGGACCGUGUGCUGGUGGUGUUCCGUUCGGUUCAGUGUCGAGGACGAGGGGCAAAUUCCGGGUCGCUGCAGUUCGUCGAAGUGACGCGUGCACGCGAACAGCUCAGUCAUAUCGCGGCCACCCGUAACACUUGGCAAGGAAAGAUCGCAGGUGGCGGACGUGUAUGAUCCUUUCUCUGUGGAACACGUGGUCGAGCGCGGCGAGUCUUCGUGCGACACACGAGGCAGCGCUAGCCUGUCCUCGAAAUUUGAGGUUAGGUGUCCAUGUGGCACGGUCGAUCGACUCUCCUCUAAGAACGUCCUUGUGAGAAGGACGUCGAUUCCUAUCGCUGUAGAAGUUGCUACGGGCGCGGACAUACGCGGAGUGGGGUGUAAACGGGGGCGAGAGAGGUGUUCACCAACUACAGCUAGGUCUAAAGUGAAUCUCGUUUGGGCGGUGGAAGGUUUACGUUCACGAUCUCGCAAGCGAGUAUACCGGAGGAGAAGAGAUUAUCGGAGGGUCACGAAGCAGAGGGGAUCCUCGAGUUCUUUCGAUAGUGCAACGUUGCUCGUGGAAAACACUGUCACGUGGAUUUGCUCUCGAGACGUAAUUAAUCGGUGUAGUUUUGCCUUUUAUACGGGAGAGCCGUCUAUUCGGUGGAGAAUCGUUGUGAUCGCGAGAGUACGUAUCUUUGUGUUCGUGUCUCGAUCCUAACGUCGAUCAGUGCGUCGAACCGAGGGUAAAGAUAAAUGACGGGUGAUGAAUGGAUGAAUCCAAGCGAAACAACGGUAUAAUCAACCGGUAUAUUUAUAGAUAACGGGCUCGCUGGAUCGACUCGUUAAUUAGCGGUCGAUCCGUAGUAAGGAUUUCGUGGAAAAAAAGGUGUUGGCGUUUGUCGAGAAGAUAAAAUGCAGUCGCGCUCCAUGUGGAUGGAAUCGUUUUCCGUCGAAUGAGAAAAGUCUUGUGUGUUUUCAGUGAUAGAGAAAGGCCGAGUUACGACAGUUUUUCAGUGAAGUGUUAAACGCAAGCAGCGUCAGAGUUGUGAUCCAGUGAAAACGUUGUUCAGGUGUACAUCCAACAGGUUCCACGAUGAGCCCAUUGAAACACGUUCGAGAAUCGAGCCUGUCCUUCUGAUUCGUCGUGGCGUACAUCGUUUUGGAUUAUGCUCUGUUGUUCAGCUUUAAACGUCGUGGAUUCCCGCCCUAUGUCGCUAGGGCGAGCACGUGAAUCAACCCUCAUAACGAAAAUCGAUCGGCUCGCUGGCGUACGAAACGUGGCCUGAUCGAUUCUACAGAUUUUCCGAGUACGACAUAUUACGUCAACGCUAUAGAAAGAGUACUAAUUCUAUUGUUAAAUAUAAAAGAAGAAAGUUAUAUAAUACGAAACUGAAACAAUAAAAUCAAAUGUUGUCUUUCAACUUGAAGCAGUUAAUCGUCAAAUCGUCAUUGUUAAAGUUAACAGCUACAGGAUUGAAAGUUAUUGGAAAUUAUAACGGAAACUGCCCAGCAGAAAUCAAAAGCUUUCGAGAAACUGAUAAUAAAACGAAAGAAUCAAAGGAAAAUUAUUCAAUUUUUUAAUAUUUCCAGGAAUUUACACUGAUUAAUCGUGUCCUUUCGAAUUGCUAUUUAAAUCGUAUAUCUAAACGACGAAUUAUACGUGGCAAGCGCAAUAUUUUAUGAAAAAUUCGAGUGGAAGUCAAACGAUGACAGCCAAAAAGCUUUCUGAAUGACAUUUUUUGGAGUAACAUUUUCACGACGAACGAAAAUAACUGAGAGAUACGAGCGAGCUGUUACGCGCUGACACGUUUCAGCGUAACUGCUAUUUACGGACAAGGAAUAGUAAAAAGGCAAACAGUUCUCCUUCGUAAUAUCCGUUCUGUCGUCCGAUGAUAAGGAAACCAUGAAGUAAAAAAGAAAAAAAGGAACAAUAACGCAUAAUUGAUAAAGAUUUGCGAAACGAAACGGGGAUCGCGUCAAAGGGACGCAAUAAAAGAGAUUACAUUUGCAAUUGCGCAUUCUCAUUUGCUCGUGGAAAAAUGAGAAAUUCGAGGGCGGCACUCAGAGACUUUCUGUCUGGACAAACGUUCCAAAUUUUCACGUAAUAUUAUUCGGUGCGUCUGCGAUUUAUUAACGAAGCUCCGGCGGGAAAACGGAUGCAAACGAUCUGGAUAAAUAAAACGCAAGAACAGUGUGACGAACUCGUCCGUUAAUUUUCGGAUAAUCGAAAGAACAAAGAAAAAAAAUUCGCUAGCAAAUUACUCGACGAACGAAGAGUCAAAUAUUCGAAUCGAAAAACUGCAACGAAUUCACUUCACGUUUAGAAACAAAAAUUAGUACGUUAAGAAAACAAAUUAUAGAAAAAAAAUUGCGAAAAAUUUUGUUGCAUUCCCUUCACGGUUUAUAUCACCGAGAAGACAACGUAAAAAGAGGAAACUCAAUAAGGAUCACGGAACAGCGAUCGGGCGUAGAGCAAACGACAUCAAUAUCGACGUUUACAUGCCUCGAGUCGACCUAGCGGAAUAUACGAGGCGUAAAAACGCGAUCCGUGACGAUUGCGUUCAAGCGAAAAUCUAGAUUUCCAACAGAGAGUUGCACGGUAAGUCGUCACGGUGUGCGGAUUGGGGCGAAUUCUCGGCUACAUCGGCGGACGACCGUCGGUGGGGGCCGCCAACAUGUCGCAGUCUGGUUCAGGAGGGGUGAACGAUAGCCAGGAACAAAACCAGGUUGGACAAACGAUGGAGAAUCAACAGACAGCGUGUCAAAACGGCCGAGCUGAGCCGCUUGCCGACAAUGCGAAACAAGAUUUGUCCAACGGCUUUGAAAAUCGUACCAUAGAAUAUGACAGAUUCUCUCAAGAUAGGGUUCAACAGAACCAGUCAGCCGGCCAAACUCAAGAACAACAACAACAACAACAACAACAACAGCAAACUCAGCAGACAGGUCAAUAUCUGACUGGAAGGAAGCAACCUGUGGUCGGUGUUCCCGAGGAUAGACACCCCCCUAGUGGACAACUUCCACCCCAACAGUACAGCCAGGAAAAGUCUGCUCUCGAGAGGACGCAACAUGUUUCUCAAACUAGUACACAAACCCUACCGGUUCAAGCGCAGCCUCAAUUCAUGCCUGAUUACGAUCAAACUCAGUACACGCAGAUCCGAAGUCAGUUCGAGGUGAGACCUCAACAGAUGUAUCCUCAACAAGCUCAAUACGCUGAAAGAGCUGGUUACGUGACGAGGGAUGUAACAUAUAGAGAUCCUGCGUUGUAUCAAGGAGGUGCAGCGAAUCCGAUGUUCACUGGACAGGGUCAAUACGUAACUGUUCAACACGGAUCGCAAAUGCCUCCUCAAUCCGCCAGUCCUCAGCCACCGUACUUUUCAGGCGUUGUCGUACCUCAACCGGCUAGUUACGCUCAAUUUGGCGGGCAACCCCAGUAUUCCUAUAGUCAGUAUCCUCAAACAGUAAUGAACGCGGUACCGUAUAAUCCUCAUACUGGAAUGUAUCCCGCUCAACAAUUCGGACAACAAUCACCGAAUCCUCAAAGAUUCUCUCAGGAACUUGGACAAUAUCAGACACAGCCUAUCAUUCAACCGAUCGCCCAAAAUGUGACUCAUGGUCUCGCAAUGGCGACUACAGAGAGACCCAGUCGUGGACCCAAACCUAUGGUUCCACCACGAGGUAAUUCGAAGAUUACUCACGAUACAGGGCACAGAAAGUCUGCGAGUGUCGAUGUUCCAGGUAUGCAGAAACCUAAAUACGACCCUAAUCAAAAUCCUCCGCAAGAACAAAUUCACCGAAGCGACGGGGCGAUAAUCGUGCAAGGCGCACAGAUCGUAACCGAUACUCAGGAUAGAAGAUACCUGACAGCCAUUAAUCAAAACCCUAGGACGAGACAGGACGGUCUGUACGUCGAUACGAAUGGAGAUCCACCUGGUCGAGAAAAGAUGUGCGAAACCGUGGUAACCGAUUGUGGUCUAUAUGUGACCAGACCUGAACACAGGAAAUCUAUUUCCGUGGACGUUACAUCGAGUUUCCAGCGUCGUAACGAUACGAUUACGUUCACGUUCCCUGGUGACACGAAUCAGGAAAUAUUGAUGCCAGCGAGGAAGACCGGAACUAUGGUGGAUCCGAAACGAGUCGAAACCAAUCAAGUGUAUCCGCCUGAUCAAAGGCGAUUGGAUACGAGCUUAAGAGUAUCGCCGAUGGCUUUUGAUACGAGACAAGAAAAUAGGAAGAGCAUAGGGGCUGAUAGAAAGCCCGAAUGGGGUAACGUGAGCCCUAAUCAAAGAGUAGCGAUACCGCAAGAAAACAGACGAUCCGAUUACUUCGACGAGCAUAGGAGGUCACCAAUGACCAUAGAAGGCAAGAGAAUGGAAGACGUUAGAAGGUCUCCUAUGCCUUUCAUGCCGAUUCGCGAAGGAUCCGCGGAUCGCGCAGGACAGAAAAGUCCGUCGUUUGUAAAUCAAAAUUUCGAGAAGACUAGACAAGAGCUAACGAUAUGGGCUGAACAACGACAACGACAGGAACACGAAAGAAACAUGAUGCAGAAUCAAAUGCUCUCCACCAGUCCACGUUCUCGUAAUCAGUCCGAGGAAAGGAGAGACCCGAGACAGAUACAUCAACCAGAUGAUCGCAAGGAAGCUAGAAUGACUCAAUCGGCCUUUCAACCUAUACCCAACAUCAGUCAGAGGACUAUAAUGGAACAACGUCGACAUUUGCGACACGUUAGUGCUGACCUAACGAAGCACAUGGAACUCUCGAGAAAGGAGUUCGACGAGCAGCCCAUUAGUGGAUCCGUAGCGAACCUUGGACCACCUGCUAGUACGGCUCCCUCUCAAAGAGCCAGUCCUAAUAUAUGCCAUCAGUAUCCAGCCCUUAGCGAAGCAAAGUUAGAUACCAAGACUGUCCUAACUGUGGUAACAGACUUCGGUGAAACAAGUUUAGGUAAACCGAUCGAUCAAGUGGAUCAUAUAAUCCAUAGCCAUCGUAAAAGCCACAAUAUCUCGACCAGCUUACUAACUCAUAGCAAGAGCCAGAGCGAUAAUCUUCAAAGUCAACUAGACACACAGAACGAAAAAUCCGACGCUUUGACGUCCCAGCAGCAACAACUGCAAAAUCAACAGAAUCUUGAUUUAAUAUCCGAGAAACUCAGCCAAUUUGAGCGUCAACAAAGCGAUCUACAAGCGAAGCUUCAGUGUCUUCAGAAUCAAAAUCAAAUCCUCGACAAAGUGGCGCAAUUUCAACAUCAACAAAGUGAUUUACAAGCCCGUCUGCAAAGUUUGCAAGCACAGAACCAGCUGUGCGAUAAAUUACAAAGAUCGACCGAUUUUCAGCCGCAUUCGAUCGGAAACGAGAUCCACCAGAUUCAAUCGAAUUCUCUGCCCAACCACCAAGAACAACCGACCGAUAAGAUUUGCACGUCGCAAAGCCAGAAUACGCCGCACAGUCAUCAUCAAACGUUAUUGACCGCUUCCUAUACACAGAACUCUAAUCAUCAAUCCUGCCAAUCGUCUGUCUGCGAGAAAUUAUCACCUAGGCUUCAACACGACACCAGCGACCCGAAUUCUAUUCAGAUACCGAACAUGUCGCAAAUGCCACUGCCGUGUCUGCCACAAUUCGAUCGCGCCGAUACGUCCCGUACUUCGUUCUCACAGUUCCAUCGACUUCAGUGUCAAAUCGACGGUCACGAGGGAGCUUCAGCACCGUCCAGCACUGCUUCCGUGGCUUCGUUUACUGGAACUUUGAAAAAGGUACCUCCCGAGAAACCACCGAGAACGUCGCUAAUCGUUCAGUCACCGGAGUCAGAGAGCAACAGAAGCCAACCAGCCAUCGGACUAAAGCAGACGCCGAAGGCGCGGCCAACCAUUUUCGGCACGGUGGCCUCGGAUCUGACCCCAAAGGAUGGCAACAGUCGAAGGAGCUUGCCACAAACACCAGCUGGCGGUGUGGGUGGAAAAGGAAGCGGAAGUGCUGGCGCCGGUUCUGGUAUGGUCAAUGGUUCUGGUGCCGAUCAUCAAGAUAUUCGUGACGGUGCUGCUAUAAAUACAGAACAUGCUCUGGUCUAUCGAGACGGGAACCUGGUGUCGGGCUCACUGGAAGCCUUGGUACAGCAUAUGGUACCCACCGAAGAAUAUUAUCCCGAUCGGGCGUACCUCUUCGCCUUUUUGCUGAGCGCCAGACUCUUCAUCAAGCCGCACGAGCUCCUGGGCGAGGUCUGCGCCCUCUGCGAGCAUCAGCAAAACCUGACUGGAGAUAGUGGCAAGGAACGUCUGCAACGUUUCGUGCCACGACUGGUGCAGCUGCUAGCCGAAUGGACAGAAACAUUCCCGUACGAUUUCCGGGACGAGAGGGUGAUGGGCCACGUCAGGUCCAUCACGCAGAAGGUCGCUGCGGUCGACGCUGCGGCCAGGCAGGAAGUUUCGGCAUUGCUGCAAAACUUGCUGCUUAGACUGACGGCCCUGGAGAGGUACGAGGAGGGUUUGGCUAGACUGGCGACCGAGGCAACGACAGAGCAACUUUCACAGGUGGACAUCACCGAGCUGUGCCCAUCGGCCACGGUCCUGGCACAGCAAUUGACCCACGUGGAACUCGAGAGGCUCUCGUAUAUCGGCCCAGAAGAAUUCGUCCAAGCCUUUGCCAAGGAAUCUCCUCACUUGGAAACAUCCUUUAAGGACAUGAAGAAAACACGCAAUCUCGAAUCGUACGUCCAGUGGUUUAAUAGACUGAGCUAUUUCGUCGCGACUGAAGUAUGCAAGCAUGCAAAAAAGAAACAACGCGUUCGUGUGGUUGAAUAUUGGAUCGAAACCGCCCGUGAAUGCUUCAACAUCGGCAAUUUCAAUUCCCUAAUGGCGAUCAUCGCUGGCUUGAACAUGUCACCCAUAUCUCGCCUGAAGAAAACGUGGUCAAAGGUACAGCUGGCGAAAUUCUCAAUUCUUGAACACCAAAUGGAUCCGAGCAGCAACUUUAGCAGCUAUCGCAGCACCCUGAAAGCAGCGAUGUGGCGUAGCGCCGGCGCUACGGACGAACGACAGAGGAUCGUCGUACCCUUCUUUAGUUUGCUGGUCAAGGAUCUCUACUUCCUGAAUGAGGGAUGCAGCAACAAAUUACCAAAUGGACACAUUAAUUUCGAGAAGUUCUGGCAACUGGCGAAACAGGUGACAGAAUUCAUUGCUUGGAAACAAGUUGCUUGUCCAUUCGAGAAGAAUCCGCGUGUCAUUGCUUUCCUUCAGGCGAGCCCGGUGCUGACUGAAAAUGCUUUAGCUCUGGCGUCUUUCGAGUGUGAACCACCAGACAACAAUCCAGAGAAAGAACGUUACAAAGCAUUGAAGUCUGAACUGAACGCUCAGUGAAAAAGAGCAAUCAUGCAACGCGUCGAAUGGGAGCGAUACUGAGAUAGACGCACUCUUCUAAACUUCGUUCCAAACAAUUAAUCAGCCACGAAUCUCUCUUACGAAAAGGGAAAACGAGCUUAAGCAAGUAACAUCCAGCGAGAAAACAGCGAAAAAGAGAGAAGAACAUCGAAAUCGUGAACAAGAGACACCCGUACGAUGACGAAACGUAAGAAAAAGAAGAAAAUUCAAAUUGUAGCGAUUUGCUCGCGAACGACAAACGAGAAGAAGAAAAACAAUGAUUCAUCGUAGUGAUCUCGCGUCAUUUAAGGACACCCUUUAAGUGUACUAAAACGAUCAGUGCAAUCGUCUCGACACUUUCUAUAAAAUGCUCUCAACUUCGAAUUCCAUUUCUCUUAACCACCAAUUUAUCAAAUACUUUAUUACACUUUUCAGUCGUAUAUUACGUAAAACAAUAUUAUACGUAUAUCAAUACGACUUAAAUUUUAUCGAAAUGAAAUCUCAUCAGACCGAAUCUUCGAAUCGAAUUUAGAAGAUCGAAAUAAAUAUUCGAUCGUGUUCCAUUCACAGUGUUGUUGCAUUACAUACAUCGAAGCAAAGAGCGCUCUUCAAAGAAAGAGACAUCAUAGGUAAAAACUGCUCGAAGAGGCGACUCUAAGAUUCCAAAGUUCGAACAAAGAAAACAGAGAUCGAUUGCACCGAUUGAAAUCGUCUAUCGAUCAAGCGUACUUCGGUAUACACUGAAAACGAAGCUGAUCUGUUAGUACGAACAUGAAAAAAAAAAUUCAUUGAACAGUAUCGCGUAGCAGUAAGUAUAGUUCCUAAGCCCGAGGCCGAACGAAGAAUCGUUCCUCGAUCGCGAAAAUUUCACAAUUGUGGCACAGCCUCGUGAACAUUCGUUUUCGAGGAAUCGUUUCGUACAUUUUGGCCGACCCUUUUUGUACAUAGUCCUUUUGAUAUACGCUAACAAAACUCCUAGGUGUGGAACAGAGGAUAAUGGAAAAAUAAUAAAAAAGAAGAAAAUAGGUUCGUUCCUGUAGAGUAAGCUCGAACGUUGUCGUUUUUAAGGUUCUAGGUUACACGUUAGUAACAGACGACGGUCGUCGUGCACGUACUUAACGAACGAGAAAGACGAAGAGAGGAAAGGGAAAGAUAGAGAGGAGAAACGUUUGACAAGAUCAGUAAGAGAGGACACGACCCGGUAGUAACGCGCGCGGCUUUAUGCCGUUUGCAGCUUUUCAAAAAGCGUUUCCAUUGUCCCAAUGUUGACGAUGUCGUUUGGGUUUUUUCGAGUGUUCACGCGGUGACGAGCGCGAGAUUACAAUUUCUCUCCUUUUUUUUAAAUACGUUCGUCUGUACUUUUUUCGCGAAUAAAAAAAUCCUCGUGUAAGAGUAAAUCUUUUUUGGUCUCGGUGAACCGUUUCAUUCGCGUCUACCUAAUGGAGAUAUGUUCAUUAGAAUUUUUAUUUUACAUACAUAUGUAUAUUACCGCUGAGAAGUAUCCAGAUACCUGGUUAUUUUCAACAGGAUAUAUUUUAAUUAGAAAAUUACGGAUAAAUCAAUGGGCGAUGGUUUUAUCCUUUAUAAUUAUUAUAACUACGUACAAUAUGCUGCAUAUUAGCAUAAUGCUGUAAGUCAAAAUUUUAACAAUCACGUGUUUUAACUUUUAAAUGUAUUGUCUCUUUAGUUUCAUAAUUAAUUAAGUUCUAGUUUUAUUCUCUAUCAUAAUAUACUUUCAUAAUUUAAUGAAAUACAAUCAAGCUUUUAUAAACUAACAGUGAACUGACUUACAUCAUUAUGAUCCUUGCUAAUUGAUUUUUGCAAAUCGUUAAAACAUAUUAGUGCCAUGUUUUUUAAUGGAUAGUUUAGAUUUAUGCUUUGGUGAUUUCAUAAAAGGUAACAAAUGCUGCUUCUAGUUACUCAUAUAAUAAUUCAUCACUAAUUUGUAUACUUUGAUUAAAUUCAUGCACUGUUACCACAAAUCGAUCAAAGUAUCUGGAUAUUUACGCACGGUGAUGUAAAUAUUAAAUCGAAGCAAUUUUGGAAUAUCGUUAAAAGCUUAACGUUAAAAGUUUCAUUUGGCUUGCGGUAAUUUUAGCGGCGACGUUAACGCGUACGUCGUUUGAUAGAUUGAUUUUUAGCUCGCUAUGUAUGCUGUAUGUGAUACAUUAUAAAAAGUUAAUCGAAGGUUCAGCGUAUCGAGAAAAUUUCACUCGAGAACUCACUUUUAUUUGUAUAUGAAAAUCAAAAGGGAAAAAUGUGGUAAAUCUAUUUCUGCCAAUUCUCCGUUAGAUAUUAGUGGCGAAAGUUAAAGUUUAACAACAUGAAAGGCUUUCCAUGAUGUUAAAAAAACUAAGUUUCCUUUUUCUAUAAAACAUUUUUUUCAUGACAGAAGAGCCGGGAACCUGUAAGAAUUAUCUCAAGGAAUAUUUUGCUAAGUGAAAUAAGCUUUUUAAAAAUAUAAUUUCGAAGCUACUCUUUGAACUUGAACGGCUAUUAAAAACGAGAAAUAUGACUUAUCACGUCUUUCACCUAUGGUAUCCGUAUAUCUUCGUGUGCUUCUACAAGAAUCGAAAAGUUCUUGUCUCUCUACUGAAUAUCAGCUGAAAAAGAAGAAAAAACGUUUGAAACGCGCGCGUCACCGUUAAAAUCUAACUUCGUAUUUUUAAACAAGUUUGAACAGAGUAUGAUCGAUCUGUCCGAAAUCGAGCCCAGUAAUAAGGUAAUGACUUUUUCUUUUCCUUUUAUUUGUUCUCCGAAUGAACUCGCGAUACAAAAGGAAGAAACGCAGAGAUAAAUGGACGAACUGAGGGCGAAGGUGUUUUGAGAAAAAUAUAGGGACCAAGAGUUCGUUUUUUCAAGAAGGUAACCGAAAAAUCGUGAAUCGUGAUCCAACGAUCGCGAUCUAAAUGGAGGAAACGCAAAGGCAGACUGUCGAAUUUUCCGCUCGCUAACUCGUAGCUUCGCGUACUGAGAGAAACACCUUUGCAGUCAUUAGGCAUUUAAGGCUAAUCUAGACGAUUUGCGUCUAGUUAUAAUUACGAGCUGCGUACAACGUAUCAAAUAAUUUGUUAUUUUUAUUUAAAAUAUCUGCAAGAUAUAUGAUGUAUCUAAUUAUUCGCUUGAUUAAUUAUUUUCAUCGUAUGUAAAAAACUGUUUCGCAGUUUAAAUACUAUGAAAGUACGCAUUCACACGCGAUAAAAUGUAUUUGUACAUUGUUCUAUUUUAAUUUAAUUAUUUAUACGAACGUAUUGUACGUUUUCUUUUGCACUCCCUGCACGGCGAGUUCUUUAAGACAAGUUGAGCUUGUGUUUGAGUAAACGAACUAUUUCGUAGGAGUUUUAAAUAACGUAUUCAGUAAAUGUGUACAAAUCUUUUGUUAUACGUUUGUAGUAUUAUUUUCGUGAGUUUGUUGUAUAGAUAUUGGGUGAAAAGUAUUUAAACGAAUCAGAGGCAGCUCUUCUUGCCUUCAGCUUUUAGAUUGUAGUCUAGUGUAUCUCUUUUUUACUGUUCCUGUGUUAUUUAUGCGAUCGUAUUAUGGAUGUAGAAGGAAAAUUCUGUAAGUUCUAAAAUUGAGGUUUUGAGAAAAAUACUUUCCUUUUUUUCACAAGAAAUAUAAAAAUUUCUGUUCUAUUGCUUUUCAUUCUGGAAGAAUGAGAAGGUUACAUUGAAUUACAGAUUGUUGUAUAAUUUGAAACUAUGACAUUCUCUUUUAAAAAUACGAUUAUCCAUCGUUAUAUUAUAUUUUAUACAAUUUUUCAAUUUCCUACAAUCUUGUAUAUCCUACAAUUUCAAAAUGAAUAACUUCAAUUAAAAAUAAACUUAACGGAUUUUUCUUAGAUAGCCACGGUGUUAUACAAUAUGCAAUAUUUUAUUAUCGCAGAAUAUUUUUCUAUACUUAUCUAACGCACGAUGUUUAUCCGUUUAUUUAUAACGAAGUAUCUUUAACGCUCUGUUUCGCGUCACAAUAAACAGUAAACGUUUCUCGUAGGUGUUAGCACCUUCGAUAAAUGUAUCUUGCUCGCCGUUCUCUCAGUACGAGAAUCAGAAAAAGAGAAACAAACGUGUAUCAUAUGCAACAGAGUAGCGUCGUAUGUACGAGGACGAACCAGAGUCUACGCGAAGAUCGCGUAAUAAAGAAAGUAUAAUUCAUUGAUCGAGCCACCAAAAUCGGGGAUAUGUUAUACGCCAGACUCCUUUCUUUGGAAAUCGUUUGAUAAAAAUCAUCAUAGAUGUAUAUUCCGAGGAAUUCAAACGAUAUUACAACAAUCGUUCUAACGUAAGUUUUUAGUAACAUUAGGAUAAUUUAAUUUUGACAAAAAUUAUCGUACGUGUUGAUGAAGGUAUUGAAAUAUUAAAAAAUGACAAAAUCGAUGGUGGAUGUAAUGAAAAAAUUCUAACUUAAUAUGUUGGUGGAUUAAUUUGAUUAUAGUAUGUUAUAUUAAUUUAUAUAACACAAUUCAUAAAACAUUCAGUGACCAGACAUAAACCAAGCCCAAUUUACCCCUGAAUCUAAUCUAGAUGUAAUUCAGUCCUAACUUACACCUACCAUCCAACAUAAUCCAGUCCAUCAUUCGACUUAAUCGAAAUGUAAUUUAGAUAACGAAUCGAUUUGAUCAUCCCCUUGAUCUAGUUCAAAUUGAACCUCUAGAACCAUUAGGUGCCUGUGUAAAUAUCUAUUUAAUCUUAUUUACACAAUGGUCAUAUGAGUAUAUAUGUAUAUAUUUUAAAUUGUGUAAUACAAUGUUAUUUUUAUCAGGAACUUUCGUAUUUGUAAAAAUUGUUACUAUCUUUUAAUAUUAAAACGCUCGUAUGAAUCACUUAUUUGACAUGUAAUAACGAGAAAAAUAAUAGACAAGUGUUUACUUAAAUAAUUUGUUAACGAAAGAACUAGAUUACAACCACGUAAAAUAGUAACUAUUUAAAGUUCUAAAGUAAUUCAAUACUUCCAUCGCAACACGUACAUUCGCUAUCAGAAUCCAUCGUUCCAUUCGUAAAGUAUCACAAUUCAUUACAAAAUUCACAAUUGACUUUUGCAAUCCUUCUUUCACUAAAAUCACGUUCAAUUUUUACAAAAUUUUCUUUAUAAACAUUUCACCACACCUGUAAAUAUUCACGACGAUAUCUCAUCUCUUUCUCCAUCGAUUUUAUAAAACUAACACAAAAGUCAACUCUACACAAAAAAAAAACUCCAUCUCAAAAAAUAUCGCUCAAAUAAAUCAAGGAAUGAGUCUGGCCAUCCCGAGAACGUUCUCACGUUAGAAUUGUAACGAACAGUCGACAAUUAUCCAUGCACGUUUAUCAUAAACCAUAACACGAUUAAUCUGUCGAACUUAUCGUAAGGAGUAAAUAGUUAACGAGUGUUAUCGUUGUAAGCGCAUCGCGUUGUCAAUAUUCCAAGAGAGGAAUCUCUGUAAUACUACACACCCAUCCGAACGAUCAUUAACUUGCCAAGGUCCGUGAUUCACGUCGGAGACGUUCACGUUCUCCCCGAACAAAAUAUUAUAACUAAAAAUUAUAUGCAAUUCCCUUAUACGAAAGUAUAUGCGAUACCUUCUUAUACAAGGUGAUUUUUUCGUUAGUUGAAAAAAAUUCAAAGGCAGUGGCGCCAAUCACAUUGCGGAUCGUACACUGUCGCGUUUUCAUAUUAUAUGUAGUAUACAUAUAUAAGUCGUUCUUACCCUAAUCUAGGAUCUAUGGAUCCUAGAAGGUCGAUAUUGGGUUCCAAUCACGUACACUCAGUGUUAGGACACAUUUUCUUCUCUUUUUCUCAAAUUUGUUUAAUCGUCUAUCAAGACCACUUACUCUUCUUCGACUGCUUUCACAUUACUUCAGGGUAAUGGCUUUCAACCUCUUAUCUUUAAUGAGCCAAAGGCUUAAGUCGUUACAUGCAUAUAAAAUACAUACAAAAUCUGAUAUCGCUGACAUAUAUAAACACAUAUAUUAUAUAAAAAAAGACAUUUUAUUUAUAAUAUCAAUUAUAAAAUUGUAAUCAUCUUCAAACUGCUUAACGCUUUCAAUGCUGCAGAUCUCAUCAUAGUGACACGCAGUGACACUAAUUGAAAUAUUUCAAUUAAAGAAACAAUUCAAAUUAGGUAUGCUAAGUAUUAACAGUAUCCUAUUACGGAUGGCAAUCUUGCACGUUAUGACUUGACCAACUAAAAAAUCACCCUGCAUCUUAUACGUAUAAUAAGAAGGUACCUUUUGCUUGUAUCAAGGGAGAAAUGUACGAUGAUCUCGUUUCGGCAGCCAGACGAUUCUUUUUCACAGCCGUCUCGACUGAUUUCGCGUGGACUUAACUUUGAUUUCACGACGAAGCGAAUGGUCGUCGCGAUAUUUUCUAGCGAUCGCUUUUUUCUACGAUUUUUCUAGCACGAAAGUGACGAAGGGAAAGCGUGUUCGAAACGACGACGAGGCGAAUUUUCGACGACCAGAGCCAGGGAAAUCGAUCGAGCGUCGUGUGAAAUCGAUCUUCAAACGAGAGAUUAAAGGGAUAAUUAUAAAAAGGGCGGAGAGUCUGAAACACGCUGGCACGCGUCUUUCUGCCCCGUUUUAAUGAAUCCGCAAGGACAUUGAACUACGUAACGAUUAACCCUAAUAGUUGCGAUUCUGUACAUAAAAAGGAAAGUCGUGUAUAUAUAUAUAAUUAUAUGACACAUAAACAUAUGCGUAUAUCUAUGCGUUAUCUAGGGUGUAAGGUUGGAUAGGUCGUAACCGAAUUUAAUGGAGGAGCCACGGCGUGAAAAAAACGAAGGUAUCACGUGAAAUGUGGUUCCUUCGUGUUUUCUUCGAUGCCGUCGUGCGUCGACAUAGAGAAUCGAGGCCUGUCGACCACGUUAAUCGCCGAUCGAUCGAUCCGAGAUCGCCUAACGAUACCUUCUAGUACACAAGAACUACAUUCACCUUUGAAUGAUUGAUUGAUUGAUUGAUUGAUUCGGAGAGAAUACGAACACACUUGCUUACUGUCUAGUCACUAGAUCGUUAGUCGGAGGUCCGUGGUCGUGUUCGCGUCGCGAUUCGAAAACACGAGCACUUGUGUUACAAUGUCUUAAUUAAGAAUUCUUUUAUGAUAUAUUUGUGAUUCUACGAGUUAAGAAUUUAAAAUUUAUGUAAAAUCCUGUUUUUAUUUCACUUCAUUUUGGAUUCCUUUUGUAGCCUCUUUGAGAAGAAUUUUUACGGAUCGGUAAAGGAAAGACUUUUAUUUAAUAUUCUGUUACAUAUUAAUUGUAAUAUUGCAAUUUAAAUUAAAAGUAUACAGUCAUGUUAAAGCUUAAUUAAAACUGUGUAUGUUGGUUUCAAAGAUUUGCGCAGUUCCGAGAUUAAUUUACUCGGAUCAGUGGUUUUCAGUGUCAGGACUUUUUGUUACAUCUUUUACAUCGCAGAAUUUUUUAUUAUUUUAUUUUUCUUAAUUUAUUUUUCAAGUACAUCAUGCAGGAUGUAUGUAAACUGUAGAUGAAGUUGAGAAAUGGUCGACUGUAAACCAAGAAUAACGAUUAAUUUAAUAAUCCUUUUAUAAGUGAGCUAUUUUAUGGAUUUUAUUUUAUAAAAACUCUAUCGUUACAAUCGGAGAAAAUUCAUAGGAUAUUCAAAAUUGAAUUUUUUAAAUAUUAUUCAAGUACGAUGAUCUUAAACAUCUUACUACAUUUAUUUAUUUGUUUUCAGUUGUUAUUAACUUUUAAGGAAACAAAUCUACAUCCAAAAUGUUGUUUUAAUUUCCUUACAUCAAGAAAAUCUUUUUAUUAAAUAAUCUUUAAAUUGAAAUAAGUGCCACGUUUUCUUAUCGAGUCAGAACACGUAUCGCGUUAUGCCUAAAUUAAGAGUAUUCGAGUUAGAAUUAACGUUAAGUUUCGUGUUAAGCGUAUUUUUGGUCGACAUUCCCUUAAUUAUAAGGCGUUUAUAAUUGCACGAUAAAGAGUUUUAUGUAGGUCAGCGUGUUAUUUCAUUCGCCGAUUUCGCUUGCGUGUAAUUUUCCUUAUUAUAUUUCCCCGUCGAUUCCAUCCAGAAUAAUCUCGUGACGAUCGUUGUUCCUUUCCCAGUGAAGGGUCGAACAUUUAAAAACUCAAUCCUACUAUAAAAAAAAGAAACAGGAAAAGAAAAAAAAAUUAAAAAAGAUAGGAACAAAAUCGAUCGUUGCAGAUUUUCAUCGAUCGAAUUUAACGAUGUUUUUUUAGAUUCGAUAUUGAAAUGAGAAAAUCCAUGUAACUAGUUGAACAAUCGACAGCUCGAUUCUCCCUUUUUUUUACCAUUUACAAUUCUAUAGUCGAAAGUCUUUAAAAUAAGAAACAUACUUGUCAAUAUAUUUAGGAUAUUCAAUUUAUACAACUGUUAGUUCGAAAGUAAUCGAAUUCGUAAUGUAUGGAGAAAAUAUGGAACGAUGCGUGACAAUUUGUCUUUGUUAUCUUUUCGUUCAUCAGUUGCCAUUUCUUUCUAUUUAAAUCUAUCUUACAUUAAAUAUCUCUAAAUUUUGUAUUCCCAAUAGAGAAUGUACAAUUUUUACAUUAUUUUCCAAUUUCAUUCUAUAUAGUUUAUUCUAUAAUUCAAUAUAAAAAUCAUCGUGAUAAAGUUCAGUACAUAUACCUAAUGAAAGUGGAAAAAAUAUUCAUCAUCAUUUUAAAAUUUAUAAUAAUCGUACAGUCUUUUUUUCAUUCUAGUAUUUCAUCAACCAAUUUCCUGUGAUUUCUCGAUAAUUAUUAUUUUUAUCUAAUUUUACAAAGACAAAUAUAAUAUACAAUGGCAAAAAGCGAGAAUAAAUCCAUACAACUGAAUAACUGCCAAUGUUGCAAUAAAGUCAAUAAAACAAGAAUUGUUUAUAGAUGAUCCAGCUGUCGAUCGAUCAGCCUAAGUAGAUUACGUACAACGAUUUCGUACUAAUGUUACAUAACUUUUUGCAAAUCUCGUAACAUAGAUUACCGAAACCUUUAUACCAUUUUUCUUUCUGUCGUAUUCGUCUCAUCGUUUGUACAUCGAUUUUUAUUAUCCAAAAUACGUGGAAAAUUUUGGUUUCAGCGCUUUUCGUUUUCAUCAAACCGAAUAUGUUGGGACUAUUGUACAUAAAUAGGCUCAAACAUGUAACAGCGACAAGACAACAAUUACAAUUAUUGUAGAAACGAUGAUGUCUUACGAAAUAAACUACAGAUUAAUGGA